Molecule: messenger RNA, 2476 nt
Organism: Seriola aureovittata
Lineage: Eukaryota; Metazoa; Chordata; Actinopteri; Carangiformes; Carangidae
Gene: slc2a15b
Product: solute carrier family 2 member 15b
Exons: 12
Coding region: 1-1512 (503 amino acids)
Biological process (GO): monosaccharide transmembrane transport
Cellular component (GO): membrane
Molecular function (GO): hexose transmembrane transporter activity
Source: RefSeq, a predicted model, not a curated record
AUGGCAGCCAAGAGGCAUCUCACAAAGUCACUGCUGGCGGUGGCCUUGCUGGCCUCCCUCGGCAGCUCCAUGCUCUACGGCUACAAUUUGGCAGUGGUCAACUCUCCUGCACAGUUCAUCAAAGACUUCUACAAUGAGACGAUGGUAGAAAUCUACGACUGGGCUCCAGAUGAGGAGCACCUCACCGUCUUGUACUCCCUCACUGUGUCGAUCUUUGCUAUUGGUGGGAUGACGGGGGCCCUGCUGGUGGGCAAACUUGUUACCAGAUUUGGACGGAAAGGGACGCUGGUGAGAUCCAGUGCGCUGGUGUUUAUAGGAGGAGCUUUGAUGGGCUUCAGUAGAUGGUGCAAGAUGCCUGCGAUGGUCAUCUUUGGGCGCUUCAUCACGGGAGUACACUCAGGUAUCUCUCUCAGUGUGGUGCCGAUGUAUCUCGGUGAGAUCGCUCCCAAGAACCUGCGAGGCUUCCUGGGCCUCGUUCCCAGCAUCCACAUCUGUCUCGGGGUCUUCAUCGCUCAGGUCCUGGGGCUCCAUGAACUGCUGGGAAAGGAAGAGCACUGGCCUCUGCUCCUGUCCCUGGUGGUGUUUCCUACAAUGGUCCAGCUGAUGCUGUUGCCGUGGUUUCCAGAGAGUCCACGGUACCUGUUGAUAGAGAAGGGAAAUGUGCACGCCACUAUUGCAGCCCUAAAAUGGUACCGUCCUAAAGGAAACAUCCAGGCAGAAGUUGAGGAGAUGCAGGAAGAGCAACGAUCAUUGUCCUCUAUCCAGACCAUCUCUGUCCGGGGCCUGCUCAUGGACCGCUGUGUCCGCUGGCAGGUCAUCACCAUUAUGGUGGUCAACAUUGGCAUGCAGCUGUCUGGAAUUGAUGCGAUCUGGUUUUACACAAAUGACAUAUUUAGGAACGCAGGAAUCCCGGACCCUUACAUCCAGUACACAACAGUGGGAACUGGUGCCAUUGAGGUCAUCUCUGGGGUGCUGGGGUGUUUCACUAUCGAGCGCGUGGGCAGAAGACCUCUGAUGAUUGGCGGCUUCCUCUUCAUGGGACUCUGCUGUGUUGGGAUCACUAUGUCCGUCCUCUUCCAGGCGCAGUUGGACAUCAUGCGCUACAUCAGUGUGGGCUGCGUAGUUGGGAUCAUCGCUGGCUUCUGCAUAGGUCCAGCUGGUGUGCCAUUCCUGAUCACUGCAGAGCUGUUUAAGCAGUCGCACAGACCGGCUGCCUACACUGUGGCCGGUUGCCUCAACUGGUUGUCUAACUUCACCAUCGGCUUCGUCUUUCCCUUCCUCGAGAUGGCUACAGGUCCCUACUGUUACCUGAUCUUCUGCGUGAUCUGCUUUGGUGUGGCUCUCUACACCAUCUUCAUCAUUCCUGAGACCAAAAACAAAACCUUUAUGGAGAUCAGCCAGAUGUUCGCCGCCAAGAACAAGAUACUUGAAGAGGAGUUGACUCCCAACGGUCAUUUGAAAUUGGCAAUGAUGAACGGCUACGGUACCGUUGGCCAACAUGACGAAAAGUGAGAGCCCAAGCGGGAGGUGGACCUGCAUGUUCGUGAUGGUUUCUUCUCGUAGUAAGACAAAGGUAAAAGGAGGAACUGUGGCCACAGGGAGAUCUGCUGCGUCACGAGAAAACUACAAAGACCAGUGCACACAUAUGGAGGUAUCAAACAAACACACAAAAUGAAAGAUGGGCUUAUUCUUAACAGUCAUCACUUGCUACACACACCAUAAAUGCUGUUGUUUAACAAUUAAUCUCUAGUCAAAGUGUAGCUCCUGUACAUUAUGUGAGGUAGAAGUCACACGGUCGUGCGUUUCAAAUCAACCAUCAAGGACAUUUUAAUCAAUUUCUCUGCAUCUUACUGAGUUUUUAUAUGAGCUGAGUUGGUUUCUCACAGCGCUCUCAGAAGUUUUAAUCUCUGUAUUAGUUUUCACUUCUUCCGCAACACAUCCCAUGAUCACUCUAUGGUUCAUAUUCGGUGAUGAGUGACUUCCUUUUGUUACCCGAUACAGAGUGAAUAUACGUAUUCAGUGACACAACAAUAACUCUUGAGGCAGUGCUUCCAUCAGCGUAUAUCGAGGGAAGGUAUGAAAACCAUUUCUCCAACGUUUCCCACAGUGGUUUAAGGUCACGAGACAUCAUGUGAAUAAUAAAAUAUUUACAGUUAUUGCAUGUUUACACUGUUGAGCUCAAGGUGAAUGUCUUGACCGAGAACUUGAGCUUGUGUUUGUUUUGUCUUUCAGUGAUGUUUGUGUCUCUUUUUUACAUAAGAGAGCUGGAUAUUGUGGCUACUGUGGUAGUCAUUUCAUAUUUCUUGUCCAAAUAUAUGCAUAUACGUGUAUGUAAAGCUUGUUAAAGAGUUAUAAUUUAUCAGUAUACCAAAGCAGCUGUACGAGAUUGUCCAGGUGUUUUUAACUGCUGUGUGUUUUAGACCACUCUGUGUAAUAUAUGGUGGAGUGACAAUGAGAAAUGUAACAUAAAAUUAAG